Molecule: messenger RNA, 358 nt
Organism: Closterium sp. NIES-67
Lineage: Eukaryota; Viridiplantae; Streptophyta; Zygnematophyceae; Desmidiales; Closteriaceae
Source: the annotation of a GenBank genome assembly
CACAGCAACAGGCAUCAGUACAGCAACAGGCAUCAGCACAACCACCGUUUUCAACUCAGUCUAUAUCUUCAGCGUUCAAUGGAAUGAGCCUUGACGGCUCGAGUUAUAUGCGUGGAGCCACAGCUCCAAGUACUGGUUCGUUUGCUUUCUCACCUUUUGCGCAACAGCCGCAGUCACAGCAGCAGCAGCAUCCCUUUUACAUCUUCGGGCGUUCCCCUGCUAAGCAACAACAACAACAGCAUCAACAGCCACAGCAAUUUCAGCAGCAGCAACAGCACCAACAGCAAAGCAACAGCCUCAACAACCGGCUGAAACUGCAUGGAACCACUUGAAGGGGGUAUAUAUGGCAAAAGAUACA